CUGACGUCUAAUCCCUUCAACUUUUUGUCAAUUUAUGUUCAAUUCAUAUAUAAAACUAUAGAUGCAUUGUACAUUGUAUACAUCUGUUAAUAUCCUGGAGACAUAUAUCAAUUCAUUUAUCGAUUGUAUACACUGCAAAUAGAAUACUUAUGUUUCCAGUUAUAGUAAUAAUUGAUCCAAAAGCUGCACGAAAUUCAAUAUACUGUAUCCAUGUACGCCACGAUAAUUCAUAGGGAAAUAUUUGAUGAAUUCAAGUACCUGUACUGGCAUAAAAUAAUCACCAACAACUAAUUAGGUGACGAAUCAUGAAUGAAGAUGCUGGAUCUACACUUCAGAAAUGUCCUACUUAUAAUAAUGCAGUGGAAAAUGAAAAAGCGGAAUUGCUUCUCAUAAAACAUCGGGCUGAAAUGACAGUAGCCGUGCAGUUGCGCAAAGCCGCCAUUGUCAUAUCAUGGGUGUCUGUUGUGUUUGGGUUCGCCCAAGGUCUGACUGCAACCGUAUACGCAUCAACAUUGGGUAGUGACACUAUAUUUGGAUUUGGACUUAAUGCAAUACUGGAUAGUUUGUCCUCCAUUGUUGUACUUUGGCGGUUUCAUAGCAACGACCUGUACUCAGAAAGUCGAGAACAGAAAGCUUGCUUUGUUAUCGCCAUUCUAUUUGUGGCGUCGAGUACUAGCCUGCUGACGAUGACAAUCAUUUCUCUGGUCAGAAAAGAGAAAGAAAAAGAGCUAAUUACACUGGAAAUUAUCUCUCUUACAAACGGAGUCUGUAAUUUGGUGCUAGGAACUUUGAAGUCUUGUUUAGGAUACAAACUGGAGAGCAAAUCUCUUAUGACCGAUAGUAUAAUAACUUUCGUAGGCUUCCUGAUGAGUUUAUCAGCUUUUUUGGCGAUUAAUUUUUAUGUCCACGAUGCCUCGCUUUGGUACAUAGACCACGUGUUUGCCAUUGUUUGUAGCGUGCUUCUGUACUUAUUUGCGAUAAGGUUCUUUUGCCAGCAAUAUCUUGCCAAUGAUAGUCAUCAAACAUGAGCAAUUAAGACUUAAGAAACGAUGAUUUUCAAAACAUCAAAUCCUUUGGAUGCAAAAUGAUGAUUUUGGAUGGAUAGUGACGUACUUGUAUAAAUGAAAUUAUCACUUAAUUAUGAGUCGAAAUUUGGUGGAUAUUCAAGAACUUGCAUUUGUUCAUUCUAUAAAUAUUUCACCGUAAUUCAAAGUGAACUUUAUUGCAUGGAUUUGAAUGAACUGUUAUUAAUACGAAUUGUAACGAAAUUAAUGCUUUUCAAAGCUUUAAUGUUGACUAUUUCUUAUCAUUGUCGAAACUUUACAAAGAACAUAAUUAUACAAUAAAUAAAAUAGGCUCUUAUUUUUAAACUCGUUGAUUACUAACAAAGUGAAAUGUAACAAUCUAACACAGUCUUAGUUUGCUUUAUUUCAUCAAUUAAAGCCAAUUAAAAAACAUACAUCUUAUUUUAUUACGGCACUUAUUUCAUUUAUGACAACAUGGACGAAAUUUCCUUUUAACUGAGAAACCUUACGUAGACAUUUACCAACUACAAAUAUGCUAAAAAAAAAAUGAAAAGUACUGAGAAAUUGAUUCAAUAACGUUAAAUCUAAGGGCAUGCUCUCUUAAAAAAUAAUAAAAUGUUUUAAUUGUUAAGAAUAUAUGCAAGAAAUGAAAACCAUAAAAAAAAAAAUUUAAAAAAAUCAGGAGCCCUUUUCACAAAAAAUCUUUAAAAGGUUUAGCGUAAAAUUUCAACUUAAGAAUAUCUUACGAGAAAUCUUAAGUGCUUUUCACGAACGCAUUCGUAACAGGUUUCACUUAAGAAUUUACUUAGGAGUUAAUCUUUUUCUAGCAACGAUUUGAAUUCACUUGAUAAAUCUUAUAAAACGGGAGAAACAUAUAUGCGAAAUUUCAUCACAUCGGAGGUUUCACGCAUUAUAAGUCAUCACCUAUCAGUUCACAAGUUUUAAAAACUCAUGCGGAAUUACACAUGUAAACACACCAAGUUGUUCUGGACAUUGAUUUGAGUGUCCCGUGAUUGCUGUUUAAAAAAUAGUUACAAUUGGACUGACUCACUGAGAAAAGAAUUUGAAGUUGAAGUUAUUCUAGGUCCGUAGAAAGAAACAUGCAUUUAUAGAUUGUGCAUUUCAAUAAAUAUAUAGUUCCUGAAGACAUCAGGAUUCACCGAAAGGCCGUUCACUCAUGAUAUGUGCCACGCUGCAGUAUUUACAUUCCCAUGCGCUUGCGUGGCUAUGAAGCGGAACGGAAUUCGAAACUCAAUAUUUAUGUGUUGGCCCAUCGCUAAAUCACAUUUUUCUCAUUUUAAUUGGAUAUAUUCACUUUUGAACAUCGUAAUUUUACAAAAGUAAAUCUUUUCAUAUGAUAUAUAAAAUAUGUGGAAAUCGUGUAAAAAUUCGAUAUUUAGUGAAUCAUGGGUUUGGGCGUCACCAUGUCUCUUUAAGCGACUGAGACCGCUGACUUACUUCGAGAUAUCCAUUGUAUUUGGGAUAUCAGUAUUUGACAUUGCGAAACUUAACUGUGAUCAUAACUACCUUAUUAUUUGAUUACUUUUAUAUUUUUUCUUGUAUUCACUGGUGACACAACUUUUACUGUAACCUAAUUGGUUUAACGACACCAUAAUAGGAACGGAGCCGAUGAAGAAUUUUAAGCAAUGAUUGCAAUUCUUAAACAAA
Messenger RNA from Magallana angulata, 2693 nucleotides. RefSeq names its product transmembrane protein 163-like. The record is from RefSeq and is a predicted model, not a curated record. Lineage: Eukaryota; Metazoa; Mollusca; Bivalvia; Ostreida; Ostreidae. Gene Ontology annotation, cellular component: membrane. The coding region runs from base 306 to 1028 and encodes 240 amino acids. The transcript has 8 exons.